Molecule: messenger RNA, 411 nt
Organism: Saprolegnia diclina VS20
Lineage: Eukaryota; Oomycota; Saprolegniomycetes; Saprolegniales; Saprolegniaceae
Exons: 5
Coding region: 1-411 (136 amino acids)
Source: RefSeq, a predicted model, not a curated record
AUGCCAGCGACGCCCGCUCGCCACGCAGACGCUCGGUGCAUGCGCGACCCAAUGCCAGCGAACGCGACGCCCGAAGAUGGGGCCAACGACGAGACCGCCUCGAUCGCCUCGUCGCGGCGCUCGUCAGCGUCAUCGAUCAAGUCGGCGUCGUCGUACCGCUCAAGCGCUAGCACUAGCUCGUCCAUGUCCAAGCGCACGACGUCGUCCUCGAUUUCGCGGAGCUCCCUUUCCACGGUGGCGUCGAUCCACGAGCUCGAAGCCCGCAAGCUCGACAUUGAAGCGCAGUUGCAGGAGGUGGAGGCCGCGUUGAAGCUCAAGGCCGACAAAACCAAAGGUGUCUACAAGCCCAACCGACCAUUCGCGCUCCUGCCGCGGUCGGCGUCGGGCUCGCUCCGAUCGACGCACCGAUGA